This is a messenger RNA of Prorocentrum cordatum, 609 nucleotides long. The record is from the annotation of a GenBank genome assembly. Lineage: Eukaryota; Dinophyceae; Prorocentrales; Prorocentraceae.
GCUAAUCCGCACAGCAGUCAGAUGGUCACGGGAUUUUCGGCAAAAGGUGCAGCGUGCGCAAGCAGCCUUUGACAAGGCGCAGAAGGCUCAGGUCAAGCUUUCGGCGGACAUGGAGAAUAAUAUGGGAGUGCUCCAGGAUGCGGCCAAUGCACUGGCCGAGGCGGAGCAGGAGACGGCCACCCUCUUCAAGGCCAUGCUGCCCAAUGAGGCGGCCGAGCCUGGGGUUGCGCUUGUUGGGGCUCCCACCAUCGACUUGGGCGCGAUGCUCACGUCCGCGGGCCUUGCCGAGUCCAUGUGUUCGUUCAAUUUGGGAGCCGACUUCGACGACUCAGACGGAGCCAUGACCCAGGCAGAUAUCGAGGAAGUGGAUCGACGUGAGGUUGCUGUCAAGAAGGCGCUGUACGUCGCCAUGAAGGCAUCUUUCGGCAAUCCUAAGGAGAAGUUCAAGGGGCACCGCGACUCGUUGGCGCCCGCGGCGCCGUCGGCGCCAAGCUGUGGCGGCAGUGCGGGCGCUGUUGAGAAGCUGAAGAUGGGCGCCGUCGCUGCCGAGUUGGUGGAGGAGGAAAUCAAGGCCACGUUGGAUUGUGCCCGCCUGGAGGCGGCGGAGCG